AUGAGUACCACGGAGAUCGUGACAGUGUCCAGCCGAAUUGAGUCCCAUGAACUGCAUACCUGGCCAGCCCCCGUAUCGCAAACACCAGUAUCUCAACCCGCCACUAGAACGCCAAUCCGCAGCUCCGAGCUCGACCAUGAAGCAGUAGCUGAUAAUGAGCACGAGGUAUCACAACUGGCUCCCGUAGAUGGAGGGAUUGCAGCAUGGCGACUCCUCGGCGCAGCGUUUGUAUUUGAGACUCUGCUAUGGGGGUUUCCCUUAUCUUUUGGUGUGUUCCAGGACUACUACUCGAGAAUCCCUGCUUUUUCGAGUAGUCCAUACAUCGGUGUCAUCGGCACAAUAGCCUCUGGUCUCGGCUAUAUAGGAGCCCCCUUCAUUAUGCCUUUCAUCCAGAAACACCAACGGUGGCGACGGCAGAUGAUCUGGGUUGGCUGGCCCAUUUGUAUUGGUGGACUUGUGGCUGGCUCUUUUGCCAAUACUCUCGGGACUCUGAUCCUCACUCAAGGUGUCGCCUACGGUAUCGGGUUCCUGAUCCUUUACUAUCCUAUCCUCAUGAUGGUCAAUGAGUACUGGAUUGCUCGUCGCGGGAUGGCUUACGGCUUGCUUUGUGGUGCGUCUGGAGUUUCCGGCGCUGUAAUGCCAUUUGUUGUACAGGCUCUUCUCUCAACUUAUGGCUAUCGGACGACGCUCCGUGCUGUUGCCGUUGGCCUAGCCGUUCUAACGGGACCUCUCAUCCCGUUCCUUGACGGGCGAUUACCGCCUUCCGCGCACAUCAACACCCCCAAGACGAAUUGGUCUUUCUUCAAGAGUCCUCUUUUCUGGCUAUACUCUAUAUCCAACUUAUUCCAGGGAUUUGGGUACUUUUUCCCGUCAUUAUACCUCCCAUCUUUCGCGACGUCGCUUGAUCUCGGUGCAAGAUCUGGGCCUAUACUCCUCGCCGUCAUGAGCGUAUCCCAGGUUGCAGGGCAGUUUGUCUUCGGAUAUCUCUCAGACCGUAAGCUACCACUCGAUAUACUUGCUUGUUCCUCAACCCUUGUUGCCGCCGUGACGUCCCUCACUAUGUGGAGGCUGGCAGAUUCUUUUCCAGUCCUCAUCGGCUUCACUAUUCUGUAUGGCUUCUUCGGGGCGGGCUUCACUGCUAUCUGGGCAAGAAUGAGCACGACUAUUGCGGACGACGCGACAGCCGGGCCGAUUGUCUUUGGCCUGCUCAACUUUGGCAAAGGUGUUGGCAAUGUGCUCGCGGGCCCCAUCGGCGGUCUGCUGGUUUAUAACAACAGUGCCCUACAACACUCGUCUACUGCUGAGUCUUUGAUUCCGUCAUCGUAUCACUGGGUUAUAAUCUUUACUGGGUGUUGCAUGUUUGCGAGCACGUCUACUAUACUCUUGCGACAUACCGAAGAAAUGGAGCCUUCCGACAACACGCGUGGUACAGAAAAUCGCAGUUAUCUUGGGCGAGUUAAUGACGGCCUCGAUGAAAUCCUUCGGCUCGAUGAUGUUUGGGAAGCCGCAUGGGAAGAACCCAUUGGGGACGAGGAUGGAAUGAUACUUGUUGAUGCUAAGCAGUAUGCCGCCUUUCUUAAAUGGCAGGCUGGGAAUCUCGAAGGUGAGUCUACUAACGCCCCACUUGAGCCCAAAGGUAAGUCCAUGGAAAUCUCCGAGAAGAAGGAGAAUACCGACCCAAACCAGCAUGAGAAGAGAGCAAGCAACGUGCAGUCACUCCAGCAUAAUGCUGAGGACCGACGUCUACCUGUAUGUAGUGAUUCAACGAGUGGUGACGAAGCCCAAGCAUGUCUGUGGGUAGAAGAGCUUCUUCAGACGAUUCGAGGUGUACACUCUGGCUACGGGGUGCACAACUGGGACUGGACGGGAAAUUGGUAUGGGAUCUUCGUCCCAGAGCCAAUCUACAAAGAAAUGUCCUGCUUCGAGGGUCUCUGA
Molecule: messenger RNA, 1935 nt
Organism: Fusarium subglutinans
Lineage: Eukaryota; Fungi; Ascomycota; Sordariomycetes; Hypocreales; Nectriaceae
Product: monocarboxylate transporter 2
Exons: 6
Coding region: 1-1935 (644 amino acids)
Biological process (GO): transmembrane transport
Cellular component (GO): fungal-type vacuole membrane
Molecular function (GO): transmembrane transporter activity
Source: RefSeq, a predicted model, not a curated record